Messenger RNA from Parastagonospora nodorum SN15, 768 nucleotides. RefSeq lists its product as hypothetical. The transcript has 4 exons. The record is from RefSeq and is a predicted model, not a curated record. Bases 1 to 768 code for a protein of 255 amino acids. Lineage: Eukaryota; Fungi; Ascomycota; Dothideomycetes; Pleosporales; Phaeosphaeriaceae.
AUGGUCACUCCUCCAUCAUGCCCCGGACUUCACGUCGAGAUCCUGGUUAAUGGCCAGCCGCUCCAAGAGUACGACGAUAUCGAUGAAAGCUCUGUUCCGCUGAACACCAUUACGAAAUACAUCGAAGCCCGCUCUGAUGUAAACUUCGCUGUCAGAGCUAGGUUCGACGAGGGCUUCCUAUUUCCGGCAGGCGAUAUUAAGUUUGAGACCACAUUGGAUCGGCGAUAUGAGGCACGCUGCGUUAUUAAAGCUGCCAAACUUUUUCAGGCGAAAGGCAAAAUCAGCGAAGGACCUACCUCUCGCAUUGGUGAAACGACCAAUGCGUUAUACAAAUAUCGGUUUAAGGCUCUCGACCUAGUCGAAGACACCGGUCCUCAGGUAGGAGAAGGAUUAAUGAGAGACAUUCAGGCUAUGGGGAUCAUCACCGCCAAGCUACAAUACAUUCGUGAGAUACGACCAGACGAGGCCAAGAUCGGUUUCCGAGACAGCAAAUCCUUCGGCGAGAUUCCAGAGAAGGCUUUCAAAGGUCAACCCAAGUCACACUAUGGCGGACCGAUCGAGGACCUCAACCACGACGAGACGCGCGAAGUCCUACGUCUGUACAAGAACCGCGAGGCAGAAGCGCUCAAGAUUAAGAAGGAAGCCAACAACAAGCGCGCCCGAUCCGGUUCCGCUGAGACUGCAGGUGAGGACGACGUCGUGAUCGUCGAUGGCCCGAGCCACAAGCGUCGCCGCGGUGGGGAUAGCGAGGUCAUUGUGCUUGACUGA